AUGAACCGUAACGCGCUCUCUCAACUCCUUAGCGGUGGUCAGGCUGCUGCCCGCGGCGGCGAGGACGUUGUCUUACCAGACAACGGUGAGACCGUCCACAUCUCCUCGCUCGCUCUCCUCAAGAUGCUCAAGCACGGCCGUGCAGGUGUCCCAAUGGAGGUCAUGGGCCUGAUGCUCGGCGAGUUUGUUGACGAGUACACCAUCUCCUGCGUGGACGUCUUCGCGAUGCCCCAGUCUGGAACAACUGUCACGGUCGAGUCCGUUGACCACGUCUUCCAGACCAAGAUGCUGGACAUGCUCAAGCAGACGGGCCGCCCCGAGAUGGUCGUUGGGUGGUACCACUCUCACCCUGGGUUCGGAUGCUGGCUGUCGUCUGUGGACGUCAACACGCAGCAGUCGUUCGAGCAGCUGCAUCCGCGCGCUGUCGCUGUGGUCAUCGACCCAGUCCAGUCCGUCCGCGGCAAGGUCGUGAUCGACGCGUUCCGGAGCAUCAACCCCCAGUCCCUCAUGGCCGGCCAGGAGAGCCGGCAGACCACCUCGAACAUCGGCCACCUGAACAAGCCCUCGAUCCAGGCACUCAUCCACGGCCUGAACCGCCACUACUACUCCCUCGCUAUCGAGUACCGCAAGACAGAGGCCGAACAGGGCAUGCUGCUCAACCUCCACAAGCGCGGGUGGACCGAGGGUCUCAAGCUCGACGACUUUGAGACCCAGGAGGAUAACAACGAGAAGACGGCACAGCACAUGCUCAAGCUCGCGCAGGCGUAUACCAAGAGCGUACAGGAGGAAGCGACACUCACACCCGAGCAGCUUAAGACGCGCCACGUCGGAAAGCUCGACCCCAAGCGUCACCUCGAGGAGGCUGUCGAGAAGAACCUCGGCGACCAGCUCACGCAGAGCCUGGCGAUGGGUGUGCUGGCUGAGCUCUAG
Messenger RNA from Cutaneotrichosporon cavernicola, 930 nucleotides. RefSeq lists its product as uncharacterized. NCBI's taxonomy places the organism in Eukaryota, Fungi, Basidiomycota, Tremellomycetes, Trichosporonales, Trichosporonaceae. Bases 1 to 930 code for a protein of 309 amino acids. The transcript is spliced from 5 exons. Gene Ontology annotation, cellular component: proteasome regulatory particle, lid subcomplex. Gene Ontology annotation, molecular function: metallopeptidase activity; proteasome binding; protein binding. Gene Ontology annotation, biological process: proteasome-mediated ubiquitin-dependent protein catabolic process; protein deubiquitination. The record is from RefSeq and is a predicted model, not a curated record.